Messenger RNA from Lolium rigidum, 1467 nucleotides. Its product is annotated as protein SUPPRESSOR OF K(+) TRANSPORT GROWTH DEFECT 1-like. Gene Ontology annotation, molecular function: ATP hydrolysis activity; ATP binding. Gene Ontology annotation, biological process: endosomal transport; vacuole organization. The record is from RefSeq and is a predicted model, not a curated record. The coding region runs from base 1 to 1311 and encodes 436 amino acids. Lineage: Eukaryota; Viridiplantae; Streptophyta; Magnoliopsida; Poales; Poaceae. The transcript is spliced from 8 exons.
AUGUACGGCGCGAUGAAGGAGCAGGCGGUGGCGCUGGUGCGGCAGGCGGUGGCGGAGGACGACGCGGGCGAGUACGCGGCGGCGCUGCAGCACUACGUGCACGCGCUCGACUACUUCGCGGCGCACCUCAGGUACGAGCGCAACCCCAAGGUGCGCGACGCCAUCGCCGCCAGGCUCCCGGGCUACGUCUCCCGCGCCGAGGAGAUCCGCGCGCUCCUCGACGGCCAGGCCGGGCGCGGCGGCGAGGGCGAGGGCGUGGCGGCGGAGGCCUGCAGGAAGGGUGGCCAGAGGAAGAAGGACGGCGAGGACGACGAGCGCGGCGCGGAGAUGGCCAAGCUCCGCGCGGGGCUCCACUCGGCGAUCGUCUCCGAGAAGCCCAACGUCAGGUGGGACGACGUCGCCGGGCUCGACGGCGCCAAGCAGGCGCUGCAGGAGGCCGUCGUGCUACCCGUCAAGUACCCGCAGUUCUUCACCGGUAAAAGGAGACCGUGGAGGGCGUUUCUCCUGUACGGGCCGCCGGGGACGGGGAAGUCCUACUUGGCCAAAGCCGUCGCGACUGAGGCCGACUCCACCUUCUUCAGUAUAUCUUCAUCGGAUCUUCUUUCCAAGUGGAUGGGAGAAAGCGAAAAGCUAGUCGCAAACCUCUUCGAAAUGGCUCGUGAAAAUGCACCUUCCAUCAUCUUCAUCGAUGAAAUUGAUUCUUUGUGUGGCCAACGUGGGGAAGGCAAUGAGAGCGAGUCUUCUAGGAGGGUCAAAACGGAGCUUCUCGUCCAAAUGCAGGGAGUUGGCCAUAAUGAUGACAAGGUCCUUGUUCUUGCUGCUACCAACACUCCAUAUGCUCUGGAUCAGGCUGUGAGGCGCCGUUUCGACAAGCGCAUCUACAUUCCACUACCUGACCUUAAAGCCAGGCAACGCAUGUUCAAGGUCCAUCUCGGUGACACCCCUCACAGCCUAACUGAGAGCGAUUUCGAAAGAUUGGCACAGCGAACAGAUGGAUUCUCCGGCUCAGACAUUGCCGUCUGCGUGAAGGACGUGUUGUUCGAGCCCGUGCGAAAGACACAGGACGCCAUGUUCUUCUUCAGGUCAGAUGGCGGCAGCGGCACCUGGACGCCGUGUGGCUCAAGGCAACCAGGCGCUGUGCAGACCACCAUGGAGGAGCUAGCGGAGGAAGGCAUGGCUGACAAGAUUACCCCACCUCCGAUCUCCAGGACAGACUUCGAGAAGGUCCUUGCGAGGCAGAGGCCUACAGUGAGCAAGGCGGAGCUGGAUAUUUAUACCAGGUUCACCAGAGAGUUUGGGGAGGAGGGCUGAACUAUACCCCACGGCUUUUCCUUUCUGUAAAUGUUACGAUAGGAUAGCUGACUUUGCAAAGCAUACAAUCAUUCUUGUACAUAUUGGUUGGUUAAAGACUCUGAUACUGAUUUUAAAAGGCAAUAGAAUUUUCUGAUACUAUUCGCUUAUCAUUAA